CGCUGGGGGAGGGCUUGGGCGGGGCGGUGGGUGGUGCGGUUGCCGUCGGGCAUUCCGUGGUAGUUUGAUCCAGUUCCGCGUUUUGCGGGCCCUUUCUAAUGUCAGAGACUUAAGCUUGGGGCGUCUCGGGACCCGGCGGUCCGGUUAUGGGAAAAGAUUCCUCGUUGAAGAGCAGAGCCUGAAAAAGGACUGAAUGGAGUGACUUCUUGGCUCCUGAAGGCAAAGCUCCACCUGAUGUUCCAGGCACGAUUCUGCCUUCUCUCAAAUGGCAUAACUCAGGACUCUGCAAAUUCCCAGAAACAGGAGGAAAAAUGACCACAUUCAAGGAGGGACUGACCUUCAAGGAUGUGGCUGUGGUCUUCACUGAGGAGGAGCUGGGGCUGCUCAACCCUGUCCAGAGGAAUUUGUACAGAGAUGUGAUGCUGGAGAACUUCAGGAACCUGCUCUCAGUGGCAGACAAGAUCCACAGUGAGAUGGAGGCAGGACCACAUGAAGAACUUUCCUGGGGGCAAAUCUGGAAACAGAUUGCAAGUGAUUUAGUCAAGUAUGAAGACUCUAUGAUAAAUAUUUCUCAGUUCCCCAAACAAGGUGAUUUGUCCUGCCAGGUUAGGGCAGGAGUAUAUACAACUCACAUGGAACAGAAGCUUUACCAAUAUAAGGAGGACAAAAAGUCCUUCACUGAUGCCUGCAACUUUGACCUUCAUCAACAGUUAUACCCAGGAGAGAAGUCUCAUACAUGUGAUGAGUGUGGAAAAAGCUUCUGUUACAUCUCAGCACUUCAUAUUCAUCAGAGAGUCCACAUGGGAGAGAAACGCUAUAAGUGUGAUGUGUGUGGUAAGGAAUUUAGUCAAAGCUCACAUCUGCAAACUCAUCAGAGAGUCCAUACUGUAGAGAAACCAUUCAAAUGUGUGGAAUGUGGGAAAGGCUUCAGUCGUAGAUCAACACUUACUGUGCAUUGCAAAUUACACACAGGAGAGAAACCUUACAAUUGUGAGGAAUGUGGGAGGGCCUUCAUACAUGCUUCCCAUCUUCAGGAACAUCAGAGAAUCCAUACUGGGGAGAAACCAUUCAAAUGUGAUACAUGUGGUAAGAACUUCCGUCGUAGAUCAGCACUUAAUAAUCAUUGCAUGGUCCACACAGGAGAGAAACCAUACAAAUGUGAGGACUGUGGUAAGUGUUUCACUUGUAGCUCAAACCUUCGUAUCCAUCAAAGGGUCCACACAGGAGAGAAACCUUACAAGUGUGAAGAAUGUGGUAAGUGCUUUAUUCAGCCUUCACAAUUUCAGGCCCAUCGGAGAAUCCACACUGGAGAGAAACCAUAUGUAUGUAAAGUGUGUGGUAAGGGUUUCAUUUACAGUUCAAGUUUUCAGGCCCAUCAGGGAGUCCACACUGGAGAGAAGCCGUAUAAAUGCAAUGAGUGUGGGAAGAGCUUCAGAAUGAAAAUUCAUUAUCAAGUACAUCUGGUGGUCCACACAGGGGAGAAACCCUAUAAAUGUGAGGUAUGUGGAAAAGCCUUCCGUCAGAGUUCAUAUCUUAAAAUCCAUCUGAAAGCACAUAGUGUACAGAAACCUUUUAAGUGUGAGGAGUGUGGACAGGGCUUCAAUCAAAGCUCACGACUUCAGAUUCACCAGCUGAUCCAUACCGGUGAGAAACCGUACAAAUGUGAAGAGUGCGGAAAGGGAUUCAGUCGUAGAGCAGAUCUUAAAAUUCAUUGUAGGAUACACACAGGAGAGAAGCCAUAUAAUUGUGAGGAGUGUGGGAAGGUCUUCAGUCAGGCCUCACAUCUUCUGACCCAUCAGAGAGUUCACAGUGGGGAAAAACCAUUUAAAUGUGAAGAGUGUGGGAAGAGCUUCAGUCGGAGUGCACACCUUCAAGCCCAUCAAAAAGUCCACACUGGAGAAAAGCCAUACAAAUGUGGGGAGUGUGGAAAGGGCUUCAAGUGGAGCUUGAACCUUGACAUGCAUCAGAGGGUGCACACUGGAGAAAAGCCAUAUACAUGUGGGGAGUGUGGGAAGCACUUCAGUCAGGCCUCAAGUCUCCAACUUCAUCAGAGUGUCCACACAGGAGAGAAACCGUACAAAUGUGAUGUGUGUGGUAAAGUCUUCAGUCGGUCUUCACAACUACAGUAUCAUAGGCGAGUUCACACUGGGGAGAAACCUUACAAAUGUGCAAUAUGUGGUAAGAGCUUUAGCUGGCGAUCAAAUCUUGUAAGUCAUCACAAAAUUCAUGCUGCUGGUAUAUUCUAUGAAAAUGAUGAGACUAAUAAGAAUAUCAGAUAAUUGUCAGAGAAAG
This is a messenger RNA of Cebus imitator (Panamanian white-faced capuchin), 2292 nucleotides long. RefSeq names its product zinc finger protein 234. The transcript has 5 exons. Lineage: Eukaryota; Metazoa; Chordata; Mammalia; Primates; Cebidae. Bases 312 to 2279 code for a protein of 655 amino acids. Gene Ontology annotation, biological process: negative regulation of transcription by RNA polymerase II; regulation of cytokine production; regulation of immune system process. The record is from RefSeq and is a predicted model, not a curated record.